AUGCCUGACGAGCUGCGGCGCGAAUGGUUAAGGACAACUUCUGUAUACCAGCAACGGCAACAACUAUGCAAUAGACGCUCGUUGAGCUUCUCCACGCUUACCCACUCAUCUCCCACUAUGGCGCAGGUCAUCUCGAAUUCUGGCCACGAUGAUAUGAUUCACGAUGCUGUUCUCGACUACUAUGGCAGACGACUGGCGACUUGCUCAGCGGACAAGACCAUCAAGAUCUUCGAAAUAGACGGAGAUAAACAUCACCUCCAAGAGACAUUGAAAGGACAUGAGGGCUCCGUUUGGUGUGUAGCAUGGGCACACCCAAAAUUUGGAACCUUGUUAGCAUCCUCAUCCUUUGAUGGCCGAGUACACAUUUGGCGCGAAUCACCAGCACAAUCUCCACAACAACCCGCGCAAUGGUCCCUGGUCUUCACAUCUACUCUCCAUACGGCAUCGGUCAACAUGGUUUCAUGGUCACCCCCUGAUCUAGGCUGCCUCUUAGCAUGUGCUUCGUCUGAUGGUCAGGUCAGUGUACUGGAAUUCAGAGACAAUCACUGGGGCAACCUGAUGUUUCAAGCACAUGGGCUGGGUGUGAAUGCUGUGAGCUGGGCACCAAGUGGAAUGCCAGGAGCAAUCGCACGAAGAGAUGCCGGUGGUGCAGGAACAGGCGCAAGACGAUUCGUCACGGGUGGUUCUGACAACCAGGUCAAGGUUUGGGAGUUUCAACAACAGUCAGGCAGCUACACAGAUACAGUCACACUACCGAAUGGACACGCAGACUGGGUGAGAGAUGUUGCAUGGAGUCCUACUCUUUUAUCGAAAUCGUACAUUGCUUCUGCCAGCCAGGACAAGACUGUGAGGAUAUGGACUAGCACGAACCCUGGAGACCCUGCUUCGUGGCAACUAAGUAAGACCCUAGAGUUCGAAACCGUUCUUUGGAGAGUGAGCUGGUCGCUCUCAGGCAACAUCCUGGCGGUGUCGGGUGGAAACAACAAAGUUAGCUUGUGGAAGGAGAACCUGAGAGGAGAAUGGGAAAUGGUGAGAGAGGUUACAGAGUGA
Molecule: messenger RNA, 1050 nt
Organism: Endocarpon pusillum Z07020
Lineage: Eukaryota; Fungi; Ascomycota; Eurotiomycetes; Verrucariales; Verrucariaceae
Product: Protein transport protein sec13
Exons: 5
Coding region: 1-1050 (349 amino acids)
Biological process (GO): protein import into nucleus; positive regulation of TOR signaling; COPII-coated vesicle budding
Cellular component (GO): COPII vesicle coat; nuclear pore outer ring
Molecular function (GO): protein binding; structural molecule activity
Source: RefSeq, a predicted model, not a curated record